GCCUCUGUUCGGCUUUUAUCCGCAGCGUUUAGCGGCAAAUCCGGGCCGAACCGAGCCGAGCCGGGCUGAGGGAGAGCAGGAGGGUCGGUACGGAUGGAAAACCGGGACAACAUCGGACUAAAGGAGCAGAGGAAGGAGGUGAUGGAGGGAGGAGGAGGAGGAGGAGGAAGAGGAGGGCUGAUGUGAGUUGAUCAGCGGCAGGUCUGAUGGUGAUGAUGGUGAUGAUGAUGAUGAUGAUGAUGAUGGUGAUGAUGGUGUGAGUCAGACUUCGGAGGGUUCAGGAUCCUCACAGCCGCUCCGAAGUAGACAAACCCCGCAGACAAACACACGCAGACCGGGAGGAUCCGCUGAGACACGCCUACAGGUCAUUGAUCCACUGCAGCAGCUGGACUCCAGCUCCCAGAAUGCCUGAGCAGAGCAACGACUACCGGGUGGUGGUGUUCGGAGCCGGCGGCGUGGGGAAGAGCUCGCUGGUGCUUCGCUUUGUGAAAGGCACCUUCAGAGACACCUACAUCCCCACUGUGGAGGACACCUACAGACAGGUGAUCAGCUGUGAUAAGAGCGUCUGCACGCUGCAGAUCACCGACACAACUGGAAGCCACCAGUUUCCCGCCAUGCAGCGCCUCUCCAUCUCCAAAGGUCACGCCUUCAUCCUGGUCUACUCCAUCACCAGCCGCCAGUCACUGGAAGAGCUCAAACCCAUCUACCAGCAGGUUCUGGCCAUCAAAGGCACCGUGGAGUCCAUUCCCAUCAUGCUCGUGGGCAACAAGAGCGACGAGAUGGCCCAGCGUGAGGUGGAGACGAAGGAGGGCGAGGCUCAGGCCACCUCCUGGAAGUGUGCCUUCAUGGAGACGUCAGCCAAGACGAACUCCAACGUGAAGGAGCUGUUCCAGGAGCUGCUGUCCCUGGAGAAGAAGAGGGACAUGAGUCUGAGCAUCGACGGGAAGCGUUCGGGAAAAAAUAAAAGAGCCGACAAGCUGAAGGGGAAGUGCAGCAUCAUGUAGAGCGAUGGUGGCUGCACAGGACUCGCCGUAGAGGAGACACCAGAGGAAGCAGCACUUCUUCUUCUUCUUCUUUCGUGACUGUAAUCCGUCUGCGUGAAUACUGGAGCCUGGACGAACAAAAGAACAACUGGAAUAUUUAUAGCAGGGCCUCAGGAGGCUCCUGGCCUGAACUGGAAUGUGUUUGUGAUGCGAAAAUGUUCACAGAAAACAUUUUACCCACUCAGCUAACCGCUGCCACCAUUAACACUCACUCUGACAUUUAAAUAAAGAAAUACUUCACUGAUUUUAUUGAAUGAAUUUUGGACCAAAAGUCAGUCAAGUUACAGCCCAGCCCUGGUUUGUCCUAACAGACCAGAUCAAUCAUAAUUUUAGAUAGUAGCAGCAGAAACAGCUCUUUACAGUAUGCAGCUUAACCAUUAUGCUGUCAGAGCCACCAUUACAGCCCACAUGUCUGCUUUGUUCACUGCCCCCUAGUGGCAGAGGAGAGGAAGACCUUUUUCUGUCUAUAAGAAUUUUUAGGGCCUCCAAAUAGGUUUUAUCAGCAUCACCCAAAAUAAUAAGAAUUGGGAAUGAACAUAGUGUUUUUAACCAGUUUUGUUAGUGGAUCUUAUAAUUAUUCAGCAUACCAGGCAUCUUUGUUCAUCAAAUCAUCAGAAAUAAUAAAAUCCAGGGAUUUUUGUCAAAUAAGGUAACACAUUUAUUGCCUUUACUUUAGGAAGAUCAGUCAAGGUUGCUGUCACAUGUAGUUGCCCUCAAAUCAGAUUCUGAACCUGUAAACACCUUUUGGAUAUCUGCAAUCACAUCCUGUGAAAUUUUGGAAGUUUUUGCCCAUUGUUCAUGAAUUAAUUCAUUAAAAUCCUGCAGAUAAAAAGCAGUGAAGUAUUUCUUUAUCUACUGAGACUAACAGCAUCAUGAUUCCCUCCUCAGUGGUUGUGGCUGAUUGACGGGAUGUUCUCAGCACUGUCAUCAGACCAACGCCUACACAUGUACGAACUGCGUUUAAUCUCCACUUGAACGUACUCUGAAGACCUGAUGAACUGCAGUGGAAACAGCAGACUCUCACGUUUACAUAGCAGGAAACUUUAUCAAGCAAAGUUUUCAUGGAUACUGGAUAAAUGAUCUGUUUGCAUCAACAGACGGCUCCAAAGAAGCAUGCAGCUGUGAGAAAUGUACAUAUGAUUGAAAGGAACAGUCCAGAAUGUUGGAUUAUUCUGUCAGCUGUAGAUAGUUUCAUCUCUGUGUGUGUCUACUGCAAAGGUAGAUCCAGCCUAGCUUGACACAAAGACUGGAAGCACCAGUGAACUCUCAGCCCAGCUCCUAGCUCUGGCUGCAAUAAAUCAGGAGUUUUUGAGGGUACUUUUAUUAAUUACUUUCUAAUUUAUGUUAUUUGUUUCUUAUAAGCCUCUAGCAGCUGGAAUUGUAUGAUACAGACCUUAGUUUGAACAACUUGUUUACAUAAAUCCACACAUUAGAAGGCACAGAGAAUUUUGUUCUUAAUGUUGCUCUUAUUGCUAAAAAAAAAAAAAAAGAUUGAUAGGUCAGUGCUGGGCUACGUGUUUUUGUGAUCCCAGCCCUGCAAAGCAAAAAAAAUGUCCCAAUUUUUUUGUAAAUCAAGUUGUUUCAGCAUGAUUGGAAGGAGUCUUUUAUUGCUUUCGAUAGAGCAAAGCAACAAAACCGGUUAGCUGAGGAGAUAAAUACUGCUCUAAUGUGGUCCUGGUCAUGUGGAGACAUCUUGACGUUUAAAAAAGUUCCAUUCAAAGUUCAAUUCCAAAUUUAAUUACAAAGGACAUUUAUGAACCACAAUGAAAAACACAUUGACUAGAAGAGGACGAAUCUAAAUUAGAGACAAUAAAAUACUGUAUAAAGUAGGAUGGGUGGGGGAAUCAAUCAAUUAGUUGCUUGAUUUGUAAAAUGUCAGAAAAUGAAAUAUCACAAUUUUAGUCUCGUCAGACUUGGUUAACUUCCCCCAACAAAAGAUUUUUUUAAAGACCGUUUGAAAGUCGAAAAUGUGACACAUCUUUGUAUUUUACACUUUUAGUCUGAUAAAUCAAACCAAAGCAGGCUAUUGAGCUUACUGGGUGUCCUGACAUGUUAGUUCUCAUGUGUCAGGUGUGUAUUAAAAUUGUGAUGUUAAACUCUCCACUCCUGACGAUCCCACAGACGGAAAUUCAAUGUGAAUGACACUAAUAAUUUUCUAUUCUCAGAUGAAACUGCAUGCAAUAAGCAGUGACAGCUGUUUGUAUGUUUACGUUCGGUUAGACUUCCAAAUUUUCCUUACACAAUAGAAGCAUCACUGAGAAAUGCAACCGAUGGAAAAGCCCUAAAACCUUCCUUGUUUUGUGCUAAGCUGAGCUACAGACUUUGUGGACUUUUCUCUGCACUGAUAUUCAUCUUGUCAUCACAGCGAGCUGACUUCUACAUGUUGGACUGUUCCUUUCACUAACAGGAAGCUGCUUGAACUGUUGUCGUUCAUCUGAAAUGCCUUUCCUACAUUCUACUUGACAGUUUUGUAAAUGACCUGAUUGUAAGUGAGCUUAAAACUUCAAAAAGCACAAACACUAAUCCUUCUCAGAUGGGCUCGUGUUGUUUACAUGUCAGUGUGUCCACGCUGAUCACAUGUGUGUGUUGCACUUUUGGAAGAAGCUGUGUGUUUAAUUUUACUGUAAAAAGCUCUUUGUUACUUUUUCUUUCUGUUAGUAUCACUCUGGCUUUAGCAAUAUUAAAAAUGGCUGCUCUUUGUAUGCAGAAACUGUCUCAGAAAUCUCUGUCAGCGGUUUAAUGGAUGUAUAUUUACUGAGAUGAUUCUUUCACCUCGACACUGUAAAAAAAAUAAAUGUUAGAUUUACUUCA
Acanthochromis polyacanthus (spiny chromis) is the source of this 3854-nucleotide messenger RNA. RefSeq names its product DIRAS family, GTP-binding RAS-like 1a (gene diras1a). NCBI's taxonomy places the organism in Eukaryota, Metazoa, Chordata, Actinopteri, Pomacentridae. The record is from RefSeq and is a predicted model, not a curated record. The coding region runs from base 405 to 1004 and encodes 199 amino acids. Gene Ontology annotation, molecular function: GTP binding; GDP binding; GTPase activity. Gene Ontology annotation, cellular component: plasma membrane. The transcript has 5 exons. Gene Ontology annotation, biological process: signal transduction.